This is a messenger RNA of Nematostella vectensis (starlet sea anemone), 1379 nucleotides long. RefSeq names its product glutathione peroxidase-like. Gene Ontology annotation, biological process: response to oxidative stress. Gene Ontology annotation, molecular function: glutathione peroxidase activity. NCBI's taxonomy places the organism in Eukaryota, Metazoa, Cnidaria, Anthozoa, Actiniaria, Edwardsiidae. The record is from RefSeq and is a predicted model, not a curated record. The transcript has 2 exons.
UUUUCGUAUCAUAAUUUCGUGUUUACUCGAGUGAGCAGUCGAUCUCGCUCGCCGGGGCGACAAGGCUAUCAACAUGAAGCCUUCGGCUUCUUUCUCGCUUUUGGUGAUGAUAUCUCUCUACAUCAGUCUAUCAAAAGCACAAGAUAAUAUGUCUGGUCCUUGCACAGCGAUAGCGGGCUCUAUCAAUGAGUUCCAACUGGAGGAUUUAGACGGGAAAGUGCAAGAUCUACGGGACAAAGUUGUCUUGGUCGUUAACGUGGCGUCCUUCUGAAGUUUGACGAAGGUGCACUAUGAACAGUUGAAUGCAUUGAAAGAGCGCUUCAAGAGUGACCGGUGUGGACUAGAAAUUGUGGGAUUUCCAUGUAACCAGUUUAAACUUCACGAGCCCGGCGAUACUGCCACAGAGAUAAGAAACUGUGUGAAGUAUGUCAGGCCUGGUGGAGGCUUUGAGCCGAAUUUCCCGCUUAUGAAAAAGACGGAAGUCAAUGGGAUAAAAGAGCAUCCUCUUUACACAUUCCUCAAGACCAGUUGCCCGUCCCCAGAUGGCGUCAUAAGAGAAGACAGGUACAAGGACGUGCGCGUCCUCUGGUCCCCUAUCAAGAGCGAUGACAUAAGCUGGAACUUCGAGAAAUUCCUCAUUGAUCACCGCGGGAAGCCUGUGCGCCGAUACAAGCCGAGACUCUUCCCGGAGAGAAUGGUGCAAGACAUUGAUUCCGUGAUCAACUGUUGCAAGUCAGCGGCAUACUGCCAGAAGGAAGGAUUGUAAAGAUCUACAAAUCGCACUAAUGUAGCCUGCGAGCCGACUCUCUCUUGGGUUUAUUUUAAAGACUUUCCUAAAUGUCCUGGACAACAGCAAAAACUCUCGCCCUCGCAUCUGUGUACCUUAAAGUCUGCUUUAAAAAAUAUAUUAUUUUUAUAUUUAUUCCAAAGUUUAUCUCAAUAGGCAUUCAUGCAUUCCGAAAACAUAUCUAGAUAAACCCAAAUGAGAGCUGGCUAGCAAUCUAACCGCACAAUAAUCCAUAUUAUUUCAAAAAUCGCUAUUUAUUCAAUCAAUCUUGUUUUUUUAUCACAUCCAGACCCAUCAUAUAACAAGUUUGUUUAUCAUAAAUCAUAAAUUGUAAAUCUAGUUUGUUGUAACACGGCCCUCUUGACCCGGCUUAUGACGAACUGGUUCCAAACUGCGCAUGAGCAGUAGAUCAGUUCUGAUUGGAUGAGAGUCGCGUGCAGUCUUCAAUGCAUUCAGCUGCACAGUCGUCUCCUCCGCCAGAAAACAGAGUGGAAGUGUUUGUAAGAAGAGUAAGAUGUGUAGGAAAUAAAGCAAGCGUAUAACAAUAUAAAAUUUAAAUAAAAAAUAAAUGGAAUAAAAUUCGAUAAAUAUA